AUGGCACAUUAUGCUGAUGGGGGAACGCCAAAGGGAGCAGAUGACCAGUGCUUAACCGUCUUUCUCAUUCCGUCCCGUGCAGAACGGGCGGUCCGGCGCAAAAGACAAGCCCUCACAGGCUACGGGAGGAGGGGAUGGCUUUGGGGGGUGGGAGGAAGGGAGGAGGGAGCAUCAUCUCCUGAGCCCGUGAGAGCCCGAGCCUCGCAAGGACGGGGAGUGGGGGCGGAGCGCGACCGACUCCGAGGGGCCUCCAGUGGGCCUGGUGGCGCUAGGGCGCCCAAGCAGGGGGGUGGGGAGUGGAAUGAUACUGGGACAAGUCCGUCACGCGCCGCAGCCGUUGGCGCCGCGCUGGCUCAGAAGCGUUCGGCCGCGGGCUCGGGCUCCAGCUCAGCAUGGGACUGGCUCCCGCGAGGUCCAGGGGCACUUGGCCCGCGCGCCGCCUCUUCCCCGCUCCUCCGCCAGGAGGGGCGCUGGCUCGGGCCCCCGAAGUCCUCGGGAGGGAGGAGUUGGAAGGGGGCGACGAGCCGGGCCCAGUCCACCCCACGGCCUCGCCGCCACCGCCUCCGUCGCCUCCCGAAGUCCGCAGCCUCGACCGUUCCCGCAGCCCAGCAGGCAAUAGCGGCGGUGAUUCCCCUCGGGACCAUGCCCUGGAGACGCCUCUCCGCCCUGUUCCGCCACCGCUGGAGCCGGAGCAGCCCCCCCGGGACGGGAUCCGGCCGUCGUUUGGAAUACAGCGAGUUCGUCGAAUACACCGAACCCACUGAGCCCCGGAGGGGGCCCGUGGAGCCGGUGAACGCCAUGGAAACCGUCUUUGCCUUAGCGGUGAUUUUUUCUUCACACUUAAUACCAUGUGGAUGGGUGUUGACCCAUUUGGAGAGCUACAGAAGAGUCUAGAUUUGAAGAUGGGGAACAUCUACAACAGUCCUUUUCUAUAAAUGCUUUACCAAAAAAUUUAAAUUUUCAUACAAAGUAAAAAGUGCUUACCACUUAAACCAAUAUGACUAAAUUGAAUAUUAAAUAUUUUACAACACUUUGCCAUAUUGAUAUUGUUCAGUUCUUGUUAAAUAAAAUUGAAGCAUACAUUA
Molecule: messenger RNA, 1085 nt
Organism: Sarcophilus harrisii (Tasmanian devil)
Lineage: Eukaryota; Metazoa; Chordata; Mammalia; Dasyuromorphia; Dasyuridae
Exons: 3
Coding region: 1-894 (297 amino acids)
Biological process (GO): mitochondrial electron transport, cytochrome c to oxygen
Source: RefSeq, a predicted model, not a curated record